Molecule: messenger RNA, 2931 nt
Organism: Pungitius pungitius (ninespine stickleback)
Lineage: Eukaryota; Metazoa; Chordata; Actinopteri; Perciformes; Gasterosteidae
Product: solute carrier family 46 member 2
Exons: 7
Coding region: 378-1727 (449 amino acids)
Biological process (GO): transmembrane transport
Cellular component (GO): membrane
Molecular function (GO): transmembrane transporter activity
Source: RefSeq, a predicted model, not a curated record
CUACAUUUUCAAACGUUAUGAUUUUGCAGUCUCUUUCACUGUAAACCUAUUCGAAUCUAAUUGGUUUUUUAGGUGGUUGGCUCCAGGAACACGUGAUACCACGUUGUUGUCCAUGGUUCCACCUUUUACACACUUUAAAAAUGACUCUAAAAUACACUCGUGAACCCGUCCCGAUUGAAGCACAGGCUGGUUUUACUAAAAAUCCCUCCCACUCCACCCGUGCGAUCGCGCCCGGUUAGUCAGCGCGUAAAAGAGGAGGAAGUUCCGACGUGCGCGGUUCACUAUCUCCCCGUCGCUGCUUCACUUCCCAACACGGAACAGGGGACGCGAGAGAAUGACCCCACCCGUGGCGACGAGGUCCUAGAAGAAGCCCCGCCAUGUCCCUGUCGUGCCUGUGCCACGCCGCCGUCGCGGUGCUGCGGCGCAUCGAGCCCACCAUCGUGCUGCAGCAGCUGGGCAGCGCGCUCUCCAACACCGCGCUUCAGAUGGCGGUGAGGGACGGCUGCCUCAACGCCACCUACCCGGACGUCUCCCCGGAGGACGGUCGGCAGAAAGCCAUGACGGACUUCUUCAUGACCUACAACCUGAUCCUGCGGCUGGUCCCGAUCGUGCCCGCGCUGCUCCUGGCCCGCUGCGGUGACCGCGGCCGGAGGAAAGUCCCCAUCGUGGUGCCGCUGUGCGGACACCUGCUGCUGAGCGUCAUUCUGCUCGUGGUGGUCGUCUACCGGCUCCCGCUGGAGGUGAUGUUCGGCGGGGCGGUGGUCUACGGUCUGUUGGGGGGCUUCGGCGCCUAUUGGCCCGGAGUGAUGACGCUGGCUGCGAUCUCCUCCUCGGCCGCGGACCGAUCCAAGGUGAUGAUGAAAGUGGAGCUGCUGUACGGGGCAGCCGGCGUGGUGGGGAGCCUCGCGUCGGGUCACAUGUUCCUCGUGUACAGCGCCACGUUGGGGAACGGCAUCAUCCUGCUGGCGGUGAGCGUGCUGCUGCGCGUGCUGUGCCUCCUGCAGUCCGUCUUCCUGCUGCAGGUGAACCCCCAACCGAGCAAAGAGCCAGAGGACACCACCUGCCUCCUCCCUGACACCUCCGAUGAGGCCCCUCCUCCUCCUCCUUCUCCGGAGGCUGCUGCUGCUGAGAGAAACAGGGUGAACGUGGUUCUGCUGGUGGUGACUGCCCUCCUGUACGGGGCUGCAGUGGGCGGCGCCGUGGAAAUACUGGAAGUCUUCGUGCUAAAAGAGCCACUCAGCUGGAGUGCCACUGAGGUGGGUUAUGGCAAUGCAGCCGGCUCUUUGAUUUUCCUCACUAGUUUCCUCGGCGUCAUGGUGUUUCGCCGCUGCAUCAGCGAAGUGGCGCUCAUCCUGAUGGGCAUGCUGUCCUUCGCAUCGGGGAUUUACUUCAUGUCGUUCGUCAGGACGACGUCCAUGUUCUACCUCGCUCGCUCACUCAACUUGUUUGCUCUCAUCCCGAUGCCCACCAUCAGAUCUCUGCUCUCGCAGCAGGUUCCAGCUUCCUCAUGUGGCACCACUCUCACCUAUCUGCAGAUGGCCCUGAAGUUAUCCGGUCUGGCCUACAUCCCGGCCUUCACUAAGAUCUACCAGAGGACCCUGGACUGGUUCCCUGGCUUUGUCUUCACGCUGGCCAGCAGCAUCACGGUGCUGGGAAUGAUCCCAAUCAGUAUCGUGAGCUGCAGAUCUCGACUGAUGCGUCAGGCCACGAGGACUCAGUCCGAAUGAGGGCCCAGACUGAGGGCCCAGACUGAGGGCCCAGACUGAGGGCCCCGACUGAGGGCCCCAACCUCACCAACCGCAGCCAGCAUUCGCAACAGGGAGCGAGGAACAGAGACAUGAAAAAAAAGGAGAACAGCGCUUCAAUCUCACUUCCUCUUUUGCUGGAACUUGUCACAGGACGAACCGACGCGAACUCCUCUAUGAAUGUGUCCCGGAUGAGGCAAUUACCGCAUAAUGUGUAUUUUCAAGGAGGGACCAACGAUGACUGAGUGACGCGAGUUUAGUCAUCAACAGGCUGAGUGACUGUGAGCUGAAGUCCAGCACAUACACACCAGGCUGAUGCAAUUUAAACUUCCAGUUAUCCACACUAUGUAGUUUGGAUUUAUACUUCUUGUUUUUCUACAGUGGGUGUACUUUCAACUAAUUUGAAAGGCAUUACAUAGAUAUAUAUAUUUAUGUAUAUAUUAUAUAUUAGGGCCGGGACUCGAUUAAAAAUAUUAAUCUAAUUAAUUAGAGGCUUUGUAAUUAAUUAAUCGAAUUUUAAUUGCAUAAAUAUUUGACCUGAGAACAGUGAGAAGUCAUUUUUUUUCACAUAGAUUUUUAUGGAUUUUUAUUUUUGUUCAACCAAUUCCAGCAGACAAGUGUAGCAAUAGCAUAUUUAGAAAUAUAGUACUUUCAGAAAUCCUUCUGUAAACUAUGUUUUUUUAAGUAGACCAAUACUUUAGUACAGACGUGGACUUAGUUACCCUGGUCCUUAAACCAGUCAUCUGGUGCAGUGUGGGUUGGGUGUGGGUCCUUGUACUCGUAGUCGGGCUAACGUCCACGCUAGCUGCUAAUUGUUUUGCGUUGAGGUGAUACUUGAGGCUCGAUGCGAAUUCCUUGUUGCACAGCUUGCUCACAACCACGCUCUUAUCGACGCUUCCAUCCGUUUAAUUUUUAUAAUAAGAUUUUCCAUUCACGGGGCCACCCGACACGGUCUCGUCAGCUUCUUCGUUCAUGUUCACUGUGGUUUGUUGUUGUCUGAAGUCAUGAACGCUAGUUGGUGCUCCAGUAUAAUCGGUCCUCCGAAACUCAUCCAGUGAGAAACGUUCCGCGGUGCAAAAAAUAAGUGUAAAAAUGCGUAAAAUAUGUUUAAUGUGUUAUUUUUUGUGUAAUUAAUUAAUCUUAAUUCACAUUGUAAUUAAUUAAUCGUAAUUAACGCACUAAAGUC